This is a messenger RNA of Yarrowia lipolytica CLIB122, 1719 nucleotides long. RefSeq lists its product as uncharacterized. Lineage: Eukaryota; Fungi; Ascomycota; Dipodascomycetes; Dipodascales. Gene Ontology annotation, cellular component: cytosol. Gene Ontology annotation, molecular function: ATP binding; glycerone kinase activity. The record is from RefSeq and is a predicted model, not a curated record. Gene Ontology annotation, biological process: glycerol catabolic process.
AUGACCACUAAACAGUUCCAAUUCGACUCGGAUCCGCUCAAUUCUGCCCUUGCCGCCACCGCGGAGGCCUCAGGCCUCGCUUACCUCCCCAAGAGCAAGGUCAUCUACUACCCUCUGACCAACGACAAGGUGACGUUGAUUUCAGGUGGAGGAGCUGGCCACGAGCCUGCUCAGACCGGGUUUGUGGGUCCCGGACUGCUGGAUGCGGCCGUGUCGGGCCAGAUCUUUGCCUCACCUUCCACCAAACAGAUCAUUGCCGGAGUCAAUGCCGUCAAGUCGCAACGGGGCUCCAUCAUUAUCGUCAUGAACUACACUGGCGAUGUGAUCCACUUUGGAAUGGCCGCCGAGCAGCUGCGGUCCCGAUAUGACUACCACGCCGAACUGGUGUCCAUUGGCGACGACAUUUCCGUCAACAAGAAGGCCGGACGACGAGGUCUGGCAGGAACCGUUCUUGUUCACAAGAUCGCAGGCCAUCUUGCCCGAGAUGGCUGGGACGUCGGAGUGCUUGCUGAAGCUCUGCGAACCACCGCCGCCAACCUGGCCACCGUGGCUGCGUCUCUGGAACACUGCACUGUACCUGGCAGAAAGUUCGAGACCGAACUGGCGGCCGAUGAGAUGGAGAUUGGCAUGGGUAUCCACAACGAGCCCGGUGUCAAGACCAUCAAGAUUGGCAAGGUUGAGUCUCUGCUGGACGAAUUGGUCGACAAGUUCGAGCCCUCCAAGCAGGACUUUGUGCCCUUCAACAAGGGCGACGAGGUGGUGCUGCUGGUCAAUUCCCUCGGAGGAGUCUCUUCUCUGGAACUCCACGCCAUUGCCAACAUUGCCCAGACAAAGUUCGAGAAGGUGCUGGGCGUCAAGACCGUGCGACUUAUUGUUGGCAACUUCAUGGCUGCCUUCAACGGUCCUGGCUUCUCUUUGACUCUGCUCAACGUCACCACGACCGCCAAGAAGGGCAACUUUGACGUUCUGGGAGCCCUGGACGCUCCCGUGUCCACCGCCGCCUGGCCCUCUCUGCAGCAGAAGGACAAGCCUGCCAACGGCGGUGUCCAGGAGGAGAAGGAGACCGACUCGGACAAGCCUGCUGAGCCUACUGGAAUCAAGGCCGACGGAAAGCUGUUCAAGGCCAUGAUUGAGAGUGCUGUUGACGAUCUCAAGAAGGAGGAGCCCCAGAUUACCAAAUACGACACUAUUGCUGGCGAUGGAGACUGUGGAGAGACUCUGUUGGCUGGAGGCGACGGUAUUCUGGACGCUAUCAAGAACAAGAAGAUUGACCUUGAUGAUGCCGCUGGAGUGGCUGAUAUUUCUCACAUCGUCGAGAACUCCAUGGGAGGCACCUCGGGAGGUCUCUACUCCAUCUUCUUCUCCGGUCUCGUGGUCGGUAUCAAGGAGACCAAGGCCAAGGAGCUGUCUGUCGAUGUGUUUGCCAAGGCAUGUGAGACUGCUCUGGAGACUCUUUCUAAGUACACCCAGGCCCGAGUCGGCGACCGAACCCUCAUGGACGCACUUGUUCCCUUUGUAGAGACCCUCAGCAAGACCAAGGACUUCGCCAAGGCCGUAGAGGCUGCUCGGAAGGGCGCCGACGAGACUUCCAAGCUGCCUGCCAAUUUUGGCCGUGCCUCGUAUGUGAACGAGGAGGGAUUGGAGAACAUUCCUGACCCUGGAGCUCUUGGACUGGCCGUCAUUUUCGAAGGUCUUCUCAAGGCCUGGGAGAAGAAGUAG